Messenger RNA from Metopolophium dirhodum (rose-grain aphid), 1502 nucleotides. RefSeq names its product zinc finger MYM-type protein 5-like. Bases 446 to 1102 code for a protein of 218 amino acids. The transcript is spliced from 2 exons. NCBI's taxonomy places the organism in Eukaryota, Metazoa, Arthropoda, Insecta, Hemiptera, Aphididae. The record is from RefSeq and is a predicted model, not a curated record.
GCCUCGCACCUCAAAGGGCCUCGCGUUUCAUAGGGACUUAUAAUUAACCAUAGAAAAAUAUGGGAGAAGUAUCUAUACAAAAAUUUUUGUAUCCAUGAAAUUAUUUUAUUAAAAAAAAAAUCAUAAGCAUAAAUGUUAUAUUUCGUCAUAUUUAGUCAUUACUAAAAGUACCAGAUCACACUAUGCGUUUUGUCGGUUGCCGAUCGGCAAACGACCGCGACUAUUCUAUAAUUAACAUAUAAACCGCGUUAUCGGGGCCAGACUGACCGAUUCGGCGAACCGAUUUUAUCUAAACUCGAUAACGUAAUUUCAUUUUGACAGUUGUUGUUAGUUCAAUUGGUUGUGUUUUAUCCUCGUUUCUGUAUCGAUCGAUUACCGAAAAUUAUAUUCAAUUUAAUAAUAUUUAACGAAGCAAAAAUCAUACCACACGUACCUAAGUUGUAUCAUGUCUGGAUCUAGUAGAGACAGAGAUACUGGUCGGAAAUGGGAAUCUGGUGCUUCCAAAAGAAAGAGAAAAGCUGAAAUGAUGCAAGUGAACCAAGCUAUGAGUACUAGUAUGAUGAAAUUUCUAAACAAAACCAGUACAUCAACAACUACAGACUUAGACGAACCUAAUGCCAAAAUGGAUUUAAAUGAAGGAAUUUCAAAAUACAAUGAAGAAUUGACAAAAGAAGUUGAAACUAAGUCUGAUCUUGAAACUUCUCCGCCAAUAAAUACUUUUGAAAAUAAAGAAAUUACUUUUUAUGUUAACUCUAAUAUAAAUAAUAUUUGCGAUUUAGAGAUGCACAAACAAGAAAUUGUUUUAAGUGAACCACUAAUGAGUUUAGACCCAGGGAAAUGGGUGUUUCCGUUAUCAGGUUCACAGCGUCACGAUUUAGUUCAAAAUGGUCCUCAACAGAUGCUAGAUACUUGCGAUGAAAAUUAUCCUUUAGACAAUAAUAAGAGACAUUUUUCUAACUUCCACUAUACAAGAAAAUUAAGUAAUGGCGAAACUCAACAUCGCAGAUGGCUAGUUUAUUCUCAAUCUCAAGAUAAAAUAUAUUGUUCACUAUUCCUGUCAGUACAGCUUCAGCAGAGAGAAGUUUUUCGAAGCUUAAAAUAAUUAAAAAUUACCUACGAAAUACGAUGACACAAGAAAGACUCUCAGCAUUAGCAGUUUUGUCCAUUGAAACGAAAAUUGCAAAUAAUUUAAAUUACGAAGAUAUACUUAAAACAUUUAGUGAAGCAAAAAGCCGAAAAGUCCAUUUCUUGUAAAUAAAAAAAAUGAAACUUCUAACAGUAUUAUUAAUUUAAAAAAAUAUGUAUUUAAUUUUAUAAUUAUGUUUAAAUAAAAUUAUAUUGACUACUUUGCAAAUAAAAGGUUAAUAAUUAGAGUUUAUUGUUUUAAAAAAUUGUAAAUCUUAAUAUUUAUUAAAUAACUAUUGUUACUUAAAUGUUUAUUAAAAAAAUUUUAAAAAAGGGCCUCUUUAAGUCUACUUCGCCCACAUAUUAAUUUUACCUCG